This is a messenger RNA of Lobosporangium transversale, 2510 nucleotides long. RefSeq names its product kinase-like domain-containing protein. The record is from RefSeq and is a predicted model, not a curated record. Gene Ontology annotation, biological process: intracellular monoatomic cation homeostasis; intracellular signal transduction; protein phosphorylation. The transcript is spliced from 4 exons. NCBI's taxonomy places the organism in Eukaryota, Fungi, Mortierellomycota, Mortierellomycetes, Mortierellales, Mortierellaceae. Gene Ontology annotation, molecular function: protein serine/threonine kinase activity; ATP binding. The coding region runs from base 75 to 2039 and encodes 654 amino acids.
CGUCUUUUCUCUUUUUCCUUCUCUUUUUCUUUUUCUACCUCUCUCGCCACGUCAACACCCCCACAACUAUCGUCAUGGUCACUCCAGUAGAAACCCCCCCCAAUAUUAUAUCUCAGCAACGUGUGUCUCUUAAUACACACUCGUCCUCUGCCUCUUUCUCAAUAACGCCCUCCUCUCGAUCCUCAUCCUCCCAUUUAUCACUUAACUCUACCAUUGAGUCGACUCUACAAACUUCACCUCGGCAACAGUUCCCUUCACCCUCGGAUCCAUUGGGAUCUCUUCAACACCAUCCACUGCCACCAAUACGUAGCCGGGCUGAUGCACACGAGAGCCGAUCCCAGCUGAUAACAGGGCUCCCUUCCUCUAUCGACCAGAUUUCCCCGUCUGGCCUUGCUUCUGUUUCGCCUUCCAGUUGGUCAACCAUAUCUUCUGAUACGACUCCAUCAUUGGCCAGUUCAUCCGCAUUUGAGAGUAAAGUUCGUUUUGAACGACUACCUCAGGGUGGUCAUCGGCAUCAUCUUUCGGCACCAAAGCGACAUCAAUUUCUAUCGAAUCAAGUACGAAGACUUCGAGAACUCUUGGACAGCAAGAGAGAUCACCAUGCAGAAGAUCAUACUUCACCUAUAACAGGCAUCCCACAUUCACAUGCACAGUCACCACUCCAAGGAUCUUCACAUCAGUUCAAGUCAGAAGUGCUCGAAGACUCAUCGCCAUUGUCCAGCGAGAAGUGCCAAGAAAUGGACACUGACCGCUAUCAGCAUCAACCACAAUUACACCCACAUCCAUAUCCACAUCCACAGCAACAGAAUGGGGGAGUAGCUAGUCCCACAGCCCACAAUCGCAGACGACAAAGCUUGCUUAAGACAGACUUUGCACAAAAGUAUGGCGAGUUACAACAGGUCAUAGGAAAAGGCGCUUUUGGCAUAGUGAAAUUAUCGAUUAAGAAAGAUUCAGACACUGGUGAGGAGCAUGCAUAUGCUGUCAAGGAAUUUAAACAGGCCUAUGGGGAAUCACAAAAGCAAUACAUGCGUCGUCUGACGAGUGAAUUUUGCAUUGCUUCUUCACUCAGGCAUAUCAACGUCAUCCAUACGAUGGAUCUACUUCAACUACAUGGAGAAACCUAUAUUGAAGUGAUGGAAUAUUGUGGAGGUGGAGAUAUGUGCAGUUUGAUUGCCUCUGCCAAUACCCUGGGGGAAUCGGAGUCAAAUUGCUUUUUUUCACAAUUGGUUCAUGGUGUAGGGUUCUUGCAUUCUAUGGGAGUUGUGCAUCGGGAUUUGAAGCCCGAAAACUUACUUUUGACAUCAGAUGGCUGUCUCAAAAUUGCGGAUUUCGGGAACAGUGAGGUUUUUAGAAUGCCAUGGGAAAAGAAAGUAAGAUCAUCGGCUUCUAUUCGAGGUAGUGGUCCAUUUAUUGCUCCAGAGGAGUUCACUAGCGAAACGUUCGAUGCUCGCAAGGUAGAUAUGUGGGCAUGUGGUGUUAUAUAUAUGUGCAUGAGGCUCGGGCGAUAUACUUGGCAUGAGGCCUCGAAUGGAGACCCCAUUUGGGAUGCAUUCCUGUACAAGCGUGAGCGCUUCCUGAGUGUCCAGGAUAUCAAGCUGCAACAGCCACAGCCACAGCCACAGCUAGCACAGCACAUGGCACACUCAAAUCCUUAUAGGAGCCACACCCCUCCUUCUCACAUCAAUCUGACAGCAAUCGAGCAAGUACUACAUGUCACACUUGCGUGGCCAAAUCAUGUUCUAGAUGUGAUUGAGAAUGUUUUGGAGCCUGAUACAAGGAAACGAUGGCAGGCUACUAGUGUUAUGAACAGUGAGUGGUUUCAGUUAAUUGAGAACUGCCAUCCGACCCCUCCUCCUCCAGAACAGGUGUUGGAUGAGAGCGACUUUGAGGCAGCCAUCCCGAGUCAGAGAGUUGGCUCUAAAGUCAUUGCUGAAGGUGCGUCUGUGGCAGGAUGCAAAAUUGUAAAAGAAGUUAAGCAAAGGCGAACGAUAGCAGGGAGUGCAACAAGAAGUAUAGAUGGAGUCUCUCAUGAAUCAUAGAAAUCCCGGGAUAAUGGCUCUAGAAACUUAAAACUAAAAUAUAGAAAUUGGGUAUUGGACUCCCCUUUGAGUUGUACGCUGUAGUGUGGUUGGUCGAGGUCUUUGACUGGUUGGCUUCAAGGCCCAGUUGACGCCCAAAGUUUUACGGUUAUUAGGUUGAGAGUGUUCUACGAUUCAUGGUGUUGUCGCCUCUUUUAAUGCGAGGGUGGGAACGGUGGUGAAGCGCGUCGUUUCAUUGGUUAUGGACAUUGCCUUCGAGUAUCGAGUGCUCAGUAUCAAAGGGCUUCUGAGCUUGCGAUGUAAGGCAGCAACCAGCCUGCCAUUGGUCCCAGUUCAUACAAUGCUUACUGUUAACAUGGAGGAUAGAGUCAGAGCAUCUUUACAAAAUGAGUAAUAGCGAGGGGGAGAUAAACACAAAAUACUGAAGUGGGGACAUCGAACAGCGCCUCCUAGCAUGGUCGAGCUUAUGGG